This is a messenger RNA of Trifolium pratense (red clover), 1305 nucleotides long. RefSeq lists its product as uncharacterized. Bases 1 to 1305 code for a protein of 434 amino acids. Lineage: Eukaryota; Viridiplantae; Streptophyta; Magnoliopsida; Fabales; Fabaceae. The record is from RefSeq and is a predicted model, not a curated record. The transcript is spliced from 2 exons. Gene Ontology annotation, molecular function: zinc ion binding.
AUGGAAAAAUGGAUUCCUGGAACCAUUAUCAGGUUCGAGACAAGUCCAACACCCAUUCAGGGGCAAGUGUUUUUUGAGCGUUUGUUUUGGGCUUUCAAACCGUGCAUCCAAGCAUUUGCACAUUGCAAGCCAAUUGUGCAAGUUGAUGGAACGUUUUUAUACGGGAAGUAUAAGGGGACGUUGUUGUUGGCCGUCGCCCAAGAUGGAAACGCUCAUAUUUUUCCUGUGGCAUUCGCGAUUGUUGAAGGGGAAACGAAAGAUGCAUGGAACUUCUUUCUUAAACAUUUGAGAGAGAAUGUUACUCCACAAGAAAAUAUAUGCAUGAUUUCAGAUAGGCACGCAUCUAUUAAAAGUGCUUAUGAAAACCCUUCAAAUGGAUGGAAUGGUACUUCCUCUCAUGUGUAUUGCCUUCGACACGUCGCACAGAAUUUUGUGAGGGCAAUAAAAAACAGAAAACUACGGAAAUAUGCUGUUAAUAUGGGGUAUGCACCAAGCGAGGCUACAUUCCUGUACUGGCGGCAUAGGAUUUUGAAGAAAAAUACAGCGGCUUUAGAGUGGGUUGAUAAUCUCCCAAAAGAAAAAUGGACGCAAGCAUACGAUGGAGGUAUUCGGUGGGGUCACAUGACAAGUAAUCUUGCCGAGGCAAUGAACUCAGUUUUUAAGGAUAUCCGCGGCCUACCGAUCACAGCUUUGGUCCAAGCAACCUACUAUAGGCUGGCGAAACUUUUUGCAAAACGAGGAAAACAGUCGGCCGCUGUAUUAGCUUCUGGUCAGCAAUAUACUGAAGCUUGCCAAGAAAAGAUUUUAGAUGCACUCGGUAAGUCAAACUCAUGUAUCGUCACUGAGUUUGAUCGGCGAAAUUAUAGUUUCUCAGUGGAGGAAACUGAGGAUCCCCAUGAAGGCCGACCAAAGGAUCAUUUCUGGGUACACUUGAGAGAAAAGAUGUGCGACUGUGGAAAGUUUCAGGCGUUACACUUGCCAUGUUCGCAUGUUAUUGCUGCAUGUAAUCAUGCUAACAUUUCAUAUGAAGCAUUCAUUGACGACGUGUACCGAGUUACCACUGUAAAUGCUGUGUAUGACGAGGCCUUCCCGGUAGUUCGAAGCAAGAGUUUAUGGCCCAUUUAUGAAGGUGACGUUGUUUGUCCUCGCGCCGAUAUGAAAAGAACCAAGAGAGGACGUCCCAAAAAGACACGCAUCCACACUGAAAUGGACGAUUUUGAAAAAAGAGAGUUCCGAUGUGGCUUAUGUCGAGUGCCGGGUCAUAACUAUCGAGAAUGUCCUAAUGCAGCCGGACCCUCUAAUUAA